Messenger RNA from Grammomys surdaster, 1226 nucleotides. RefSeq names its product microtubule interacting and trafficking domain containing 1 (gene Mitd1). Lineage: Eukaryota; Metazoa; Chordata; Mammalia; Rodentia; Muridae. The coding region runs from base 101 to 850 and encodes 249 amino acids. The record is from RefSeq and is a predicted model, not a curated record. Gene Ontology annotation, cellular component: midbody. Gene Ontology annotation, biological process: midbody abscission. The transcript is spliced from 7 exons.
AGAAGACAGCGCAGGCGCAGCGGCGUCACGUGUGCGCUUACUGGAAGUGCAGUGGGUCAGCCCUUGGAAUUAGUUGGCGAGCCUUGGAGUUGUCUCAGUGAUGGCUAAGUCCAGCCUGGGACAGGAUUCCGACAGCACCGCCGCGGUGGCGGUGCUAAAGCGGGCAGUGGAACUGGAUGCAGAAUCUCGGUACCAGCAGGCUCUGGUGUGUUACCAGGAGGGGAUUGACAUGCUCUUGCAGGUUCUGAAAGGCACCAAAGAAUCUAGUAAAAGAUGUGUUCUCAGAACGAAAAUCUCCGGCUACAUGGAUAGAGCAGAAAAUAUAAAGAAAUACUUAGAUCAAGAAAAAGAAGAUGGAAAAUAUCACAAGCAAAUUAAAAUAGAAGAGAAUGCAACUGGUUUCAGUUACGAGUCACUUUUUAAAGAAUACCUCCACGAGACAGUUACAGAAGUUUGGGUAGAAGACCCUUAUAUUAGACAAACUCAUCAGCUGUAUAACUUCCUUCGGUUUUGUGAGAUGCUGAUUAAGAAGCCAUGUAAAGUAAGGACUAUUCACCUUCUCACCUCUGGGGAUGAAGGUUUUGGGAACACACAGCAGAGUAUUGGCCUUGAAGAAAUAAAGCAGUCCCUCAGGAGUCACGGAGUGCUGUUGGAAAUUAACUACUCUUCAUCUAUACAUGACAGAGAAAUUAGGUUCAACAAUGGAUGGAUGAUUAAAAUUGGAAGGGGCCUUGAUUAUUUUAAGAGACCACAGGGUCGUUUUUCUCUUGGAUAUUGUGACUUAGACCUGAGACCGUGUCAUGAAACGACAGUGGACAUUUUUCACAACAAACACACGAAAAAAAUAUGAUGUGUAAUGACCUAAGUGUACGUUUCUGCUGUAGGUGACUUGAGCCCAUUUUCUGUUGCUAGAACUGAACAUCACACACUGGAUAAUGUGUAAAGGAUAGAGGUUUGGGCUUUGGUAUUUGGAGAGGAUCUUCCUUCUGCAUCCCACAUGGCACAAUGCCAAAAAAUGGAGCGGGCUUGUGAGUCAGAGCCUGACACCUCAGAGGUUUCCCCCUCUCAACACUGCUGAACUAGGGACCAAGAUUCUAACUCAUGAACUUCUGGGAACACAUUCAAACCGUAGUAAGCAAAUAGUGAGUUUGCUUCUCCUUUUUAUCUACUCCGAACAUAUUUUUAUAAUAUAUGAAUUUAACAAUAAAUGUUUACAUUUCUACUAA